Guillardia theta CCMP2712 is the source of this 696-nucleotide messenger RNA. RefSeq lists its product as hypothetical. Lineage: Eukaryota; Cryptophyceae; Pyrenomonadales; Geminigeraceae. The record is from RefSeq and is a predicted model, not a curated record. The transcript has a single exon. Bases 120 to 572 code for a protein of 150 amino acids.
GGAGGGAGGGGAAGAGGAGACGCUGUUCCGUUCCUUCUCUUGAUCCUGCAGUCAAUCGAGCAGACAGCAAGGGCGCAGCUUGAAGUCAGCUACCUUCACAGGGGCAGCGACAUCUGAAGAUGUGGGUAUUGAAGGGUUCUGCGUCGUAUCUCUUCGGUAUCAGCAAGGGUGGGUCCUCGAGGUCGAUGAAAGGUUUGAAGGCUGCGAGCAGGGACAAGUACGAGUGCAUAUCGGAAGACGACAGGGGAAGGCGCGAUUCAGGAAACCAGCAUGACUUCCUCCCUCCAUCUGAGGAGAGUGGCAUCCAUCUGCCGGAGCGGGAGAGUCCUCCUCGAGGAAGGCCUCCUCAAGGGCUGACCUCCCUGGCUCUAGAUCGCAAUGAGACCCACAGCUCCCAAGAAGUUGUGGCGAUCAGAAGCCAUGGCAACCAAGUGGAAGGCAGCGAGCGCGUUCCUCUGUCGCCAUGCCGGUCUUCGAGAGUGAACGGGUCUAGGAUGGUCAGGUCGCCUGUACGUGGCAAGCACCAUGGUAUCAACGAGAAUUCAGGCACAAGAUCCCUCCCGGUCAUGUGAUCUGAUCUACUGAGAUCUGCAAGUCUUUACGACAAACGUUGUGUAUUAACAUGAAAUGUUUGAUUUAGAUUCUUUCUAGGAUUCUGAGUUGCAAUUAGGUUGAAUUAAUAAAACAAGAAGCUUG